GCCUGCUGGUAGCAAUGGUUUUGAAGGGGCUACCUGAAACAUUUCAACCCUUCGCUAUCCAUGUUACUCAGCGAGAUGAAACCAUGACUUUUGCUGAAUUCAAGACAAAACUGCGGAGUUAUGAGGACACUGAAAAGAUGCGCGCCGCAGCAGCAGGUGACGAUGUGAUGAAGGUCCGCGCGCACCAGAGAGGAAGACCUGCAAACGCAGAUGAGCGAGGAGCAGAGAGGACGACGACGGACCUGAUGUGCUUCAGAUGCGGCCUGAGAGGACAUCUAGCCAGAACCUGCCGCCGCAAGCUGUGGUGCAGUUCGUGCAGGAGCAACACGCAACGGGACGACACCUGUCGACGCAGACAGCGCAGAGAGUGGGACGACGCACGCAAAGCCUGCGGUGAGACGGAGAGCCAGGAUAAAGAGUUUGCUUUCCAAGUGAGCGAAGGAACGGGCAUCAACCCGAGGGGCUUGAUGGUCGACUGCGGAGCAACUUCGCAUUUCAUCACCGAUCUCCGAAAGUUCAGACGCUUUGAUGAACGUUUUCAAGCCGGGUCACACUGCGUGGAGCUGGCUGACGGCAUGAAGAGCAAAGGAGUGGCUGAACGUCGAGGUGACGCGGAAGUCUGGCUGAUUGACAGCGGGGGAAGACGCGUCAAAGCUUUACUGAAAGAAGCUUUGUACAUCCCAUCCUAUCCACAAGACAUUUUCUCUGUGAAAGCAGCUACAGCCAAUGGAGCGACGGUGAUCUUCAAAAACAGGAAGGACGUGUUGAUCCACAGAGACG
Oryzias melastigma (Indian medaka) is the source of this 780-nucleotide messenger RNA. RefSeq lists its product as uncharacterized. NCBI's taxonomy places the organism in Eukaryota, Metazoa, Chordata, Actinopteri, Beloniformes, Adrianichthyidae. Gene Ontology annotation, molecular function: nucleic acid binding; zinc ion binding. The record is from RefSeq and is a predicted model, not a curated record.